AUGAAACAUGAGGGGAGAGAAACAAAGUCAACUUUAAAACACGAUGAUGAUCGCACCAGUCUGCCUCAUGAUCAGUCAGUCUUCUUUUUUUAUGAAACCGUGACUCUGAGCUGUGCAGUGCCAGGCAGCUUCAGCAGCUGGACAGUGAAGAGAAACACCUCCACAAAGUCUUCUGUUUCAUGUGAGACCUGGGGCCAAUUCAAUGGGUCAUCCUGCACCAUCAAAGGUGUGUACCCAUCAGACAGUGGAGUGUACUGGUGUGAGUCUGACAGCGGGGAGUGCAGCAACACCAUCAACAUCAGAGUGGCAACUGGUGUGAUCCUGCAGGGUCCUGCUGUUCCUCUGACUGAGGGAGACAGUGUGACGCUAAACUGCUCCUAUAAGGAAAAAUAUGCAAAGGAGUCUACGUCCAGUUUCAGUGCUGCUUUCUACAGAAAUGGUACUUUUAUUGAAAAAAUGCCUGAAGGAAGGUUGAGGCUUAUCCAUGUGUCCAAGGAGAACGAAGGCAUCUACAAGUGUGAACAUCCCGAAAAAGGACAGUCACCGGAGAUCUGGCUGGAAGUGAGAGAGAAUAAUAUCCCCGUGACAACCCCAUAUCCUGAUCCUGAUCCUACUCCUCCGAUCGCUCUGCCCAAACUUUUGAGCACCAUCCUGCUGUUCAUCCUCUACACUUGUAUAUUUAUUCUGGCUGUGUACACCUACCGGAAGUGGGCUCAAGCUCGAGCUGAGGCUAAAAGGAAAUGGCGUGAUCAUCUGUAACUCGAGUGCGUGAAGAAGAUGAUCAACAAUCAACAUAUCACUGGGAUUAAAGCAAUAGUCUUACACUGAUAUUUUCAAACUUAAUAACCUCUCAGCAGCAAUGAUGUUAGAUUUUAUAUUAAUCUAAAAUUAGAUAAACUGAACAGAAAACUGUCUCAUUUUUGCAUUUGAUGAGUUUUAUGUUUAAAGGACAAAUUGAAUGUCACGAUGUUAUGAAGGAGCACUCUGAGAGUGCAAACCUUCACCAGUGCAGCUCACUCUCCAGGCAGUAUUUGUUUUAUAUAGGAUUGUAUAUACAAACUAGUAUAUUGUUUUUUAUAAACCUGCUGUAAGAGAUUUGUCAAAUACUUUUUUAAUUUAUAAUAUGU
This is a messenger RNA of Pelmatolapia mariae (spotted tilapia), 1127 nucleotides long. Its product is annotated as Fc receptor-like protein 5. Gene Ontology annotation, cellular component: plasma membrane. Gene Ontology annotation, molecular function: transmembrane signaling receptor activity. The transcript has 6 exons. Gene Ontology annotation, biological process: cell surface receptor signaling pathway. Bases 1 to 759 code for a protein of 252 amino acids. The record is from RefSeq and is a predicted model, not a curated record. NCBI's taxonomy places the organism in Eukaryota, Metazoa, Chordata, Actinopteri, Cichliformes, Cichlidae.